GUGCCGGACGGCAGGGCGGCUUCAGUGUGUUCCCUGCUCCCGCCGAUCGGGUCGCGAUCUGCUGGCCCCGCGUCCACGGCGGGCACGGCUCCCGUGACGCACCGGCGGCUACGCGGCAAGCAGGCCGACUUCAUGGUCAGGACGGCGUUCAUCAGGAUCCACUCCGUUGGAACGGCUGGUACGGCGAUCCCGCCGCGCCGGCGUUUGAAGGGCAAGCGGGCCGUUUUUUCUGCCGGACCUGGGCAGAAAGUGGCGGAGAGAUUCAGCUGGGUCUGCAAGCUCUGUGACAAGCAGUACGUUCGGACCGACCCCAGGAAGAUCCAGUCCAUCAAGGCGAGCCACCUGUACAUGAAGCACCGCGGGGAUCCCAGGGUGAAGGAGAUCCCGACGCUGUACAUUGCCAGACAGAACGUUCUCGAUCCCACAGUCUUCUCUGACACGGACGCCCACCUGGCCACAGGCAUCCCCAUGGAGGUUCGCACGUGGUCGUGUCCGAUGCCUGGGUGUGAUGUCGCUACCGCCGCCCCGCUGGUGACCCAGCCGGUGCGCACGCGGCUCCUGCAGCACCAUUGGUCGAAGGCACACAAGGACGAGCUGGAAUACGAGAGUUUUUCGAACAAGAGCAUUGGUUUCAAUCAUCCUGCCACUUCUAAGGCCCAGACCCUUAGCAGGAUGGAGGCCAUGUGGAAAGAGCGGACUGUGUCCACAUGGCAUGACAGACAGAUCAACGGCCACCACUUCAAGGUCGUGGAGCUCGGAUCGGCGAUCUGGGGCAAGGAGCAGAACAAGUCCCCCGCGGGCCGGACGCACCUGAACGGAGCGCCGUCGCGGCAACGUACGUGCAUCCAUUGCUUCGGCGUGUGGCCGAUGUGCGUGAACGGGGAGAAGGUCGCGGAGUUCCGGUGCAAGGGUCUGGCCGACGGGGGCCUCUUCUGGCGCACCGAGACCCACCUCUGGAAGUGGCACCACACCACUGAGGCAGACAGGGCCGCCCUCAAGGAGCUUUGGGACCAGGGUCGCACGCCCAUGUCUCCGCAGCAAUGGGAGGCGCUGUCCAAGGCGGCGGACCUGGUCGCACAGACGAGGGCUGCGACGGAGGAGCAGCAGAUCCAAGACCUGGUGAAGCGGACCGUCGAGACCGUCAACGGCCUCAGCGGAGGCGCUUUCACUAAGAAGGCGGAGGCGGCCGCCGCGCCGCACGAGGCAGGCGAGCUCACUCUCGCCACCGCGAAUGUCAGUUCAUGGCAUGAACACAGCCGCGCCCUGCUCAACGCCGUCGUGCAGCACCAGUGCGAUGUUGUCAUGCUUCAGGAGUGUCGUCUGACACAGAUGCAGUUGAUCACUCAGCAGUCUACGCUGCGCCAGUCCAGAUUUACCCUGCACAAAGGCACUUUGGCAGAGGAGGCCGGUACGCGGCUACACCCGGCCGCGAGAGAAUGCGUCGGGGGCCUCUGCUUCCUGGUGCACAACGACUGUCAGUUCCGUCUGAUCGACUCUACACGCAUGGCCGGCGGAGAGGCGGCCAUUGGCGUCGUAACGGCAGGUUCCUCGACCUUCAUCGUGGGCAACAUACACCGACGUUCGGCAUCCUCUGACGCAGAGAAGCUGGCGCUGGAAGAAUGGAUUGAACAGACUUUGGCAGCCUGGCCCUCCGAGCACACCGCCUUCGUGGCCGGCGACUUCAACGAGGUCCCCCACAAGCUGGACAUGGAGGGGAUGUGCGGCGGCAGCUUUCGGGCGGUGGCCAGUGCUCGGCCGACUCGGCGCCAGGGGAGGCGUGUCAUAGAUUAUUUCUUGGCGCGGGCUCAGGAGGGUAUUUCUUUGUGUGCACGAACCUCUGACGUGCCGAUCGCAGACCACUACUUAGUGUACAUGAGCAUUCCUGCUGGUGCGCACGCUCACGAGCGAGGGAAGCAAUGGGAGAAGCCGAGGUCGUACCGGGCCCCUGACGAGGACCAGGCCCGGGAGGAGUGGACAGCGCGGGUCGCCGACUCUUGGCGCACUGACACAGACGCAGCCUUUGCAACGACAGAAGAAUGGUGGGCGUCGUGGACGCGCCGGGCUGAGGGUGCCCUUCGGAGCGCUUCGGACACGCCGUCCUCCAAAGGAUGGAAGCACCAAUCCAAGAUCAGAGAGCGUUCGAAGCCGUCGGACAUCCUGCCGGACCACCUGCAGCUCUCGCCCGAGGAGGACAUGCUUCGCCGGUACGUGGCCUUGGAUGAGGAAGCCGGGCGCCAGACGUGGGCGGCGCGGCAGAGUUUCCAGAAGGAGGAGGCCAUCUUGCGCCGGCGGCUCGGGCUUCCUGCUGGCGCCGGGCUUCGUGCGCGCCAGAAGACCGCAUCCAAGCGCCUGCACGACAUGCACCUGCGGGAGAAGCAGGAGCGGCUGGCCGCAUGGCGCCGGAAGCUGAACGACAUGAAGGGCUACGUGUACCGAUGGGUCAGGGGCGCCGCGCACUCGGCCCCGUCGUGCUCCUUCGUCGUGCCCGCCCGGGCGCCAGAGGCGGUGGAGGUGCUGUCCGGCUUCUGGAAGGACCACUUCAGCAGCAUGACCGGCGGCGCAGACCCGCAGGCCUUUUUGAGGGAGUACGCGGCAGAGAUAGACUUCAUGAAGGCACGCCUUGCGCAAGAGCACGGCCGUCUUCCGCUGGAUGCCCGUUCGGCGAUUGAGGAGUGUCGCUUCAGUGCUCCCAACAUCUAUGAGUUGCGCCGGGCCCUCAAGCCCAUGCGUGGCAAGUCGGUGGGGGUGGACCUAUGGAGCGCGGAGGAGAUCCUGGCGCUCCCGGACGCCGCUCUCCUGGAGCUCGCCGACAUGUGCCUCUACGCUGAGAAGACGCAGUUCCCGCAGGCCAUGGUGCGCUGGCGGCAGGUCCACAUCCCAAAGGACACCGAGAAAGAUCCACAGCUAGACCGUUUCAGACCGAUUGCGAUCGCUUCAGUCGUGUGGCGCUUCUGGAUGCGCUUUCGCACGCGGCAGAUCAUGGACUACAUUAUUCCUGUGUUCCACCCGUGCCAGGCUGGCGGGAUCCCAAGGCGGACCCUGGAGUCCCUUCUCGAUGGCAUUUUGGAUCGCAUCGAACAGGCCCUCGCCGAGGAGGACGGGCAGGUGUACGUCAGGCUCUGGGACUUCCAGGCUGCCUUCGACAGCGUGUCCCCGGCGCUGGUGGCGGAGCUGUGGUGUGCACUGGGUGUAGACGAGUGUGUGGUGACGUCAAUCACAAGCACUUGGAAGAGACAGAUACGCUAUUGUGAGCUCGCGGGUGUUGUCCACCCCACGCCGUUUGCAGUCUCAAAUUCUCUGCCGCAGGGAGACCCUGCCUCCAUGGCUGCGAUGGCCACGUUGCUGGCGCCGGUCGUGUGGCGAGCGGUCAGGUCCUUGGGGGGCCAGGCAGAAGCUGUACUGAGCGUAUAUGCCGAUGACCGUGCAGCCGCUUCAGAGGAUUUCGCCACCAUCGAGUUCAUCGACGGGCUGUGGCGUCGCUUCGAGGCGGUCACCGGCAUGGCCUCCAACCAGUCCAAGCAGUGCAACAUGCAUGUUGAUGGCAGAACAGGCCGUUGGCAGGCCUAUGUUGGCGGCUGGGACGGCAGACGCGUACGCAGCAAGACCGCAGUGACGGGGCCAGACAGCCGCGGCCCGGCGGCGGACGCAGAGGCAGACGAGAAGGAAGAGGCAAAGGAGGCGCAGGAGGAGGAGCCAGAGGCCGACGCAGACGCAGCAGAGGAGUACAAGCCAGCUACAUCAGUCACCUUGCUUGGGGUGGACCUGAUCCCGAGAAGAGAGCUGAGCGAGAGGGAAAAGAAGUCCGUGGGUACAUUUUUGGUUCGCGCCGCGAACAUCAAGAAGCUGCCCCUGGGUCCUGGGAAAAAGACGCAGCUGCUGUGUGGCUCCGCAAUGUCGACGCUGACAUGGAGGAUGCUGACUCGGUGCCUCCCUAAGGGGACCCAGGCCCGGAUACAGACGGCAGCGCGGCACGCAGUGUGCAGUUACCGAGGCAGACGGUGCUGGGGCACUGGUUCACCACACCUUUUGGAGAUGGUGGUGGUGGGUCACAACGCGAACGUGGUGUACGCGCAGCUCCGGCGGCUCUGGGAGGUGUUCGACACCAGGCGGCGCCGGAAGGGCCAUGCAGCAGUCGACCGCGAUCUGCGGAGGUGGCACCAGCAGGGUUUGACCCUCCCUGGGCUCUACUCCGCCCUGAUCCACACCAUGGGCCUGAUGGGCUGGAUCUUGAUUGACACGGAGGGGCCCCAGGGCCAAGACGAGAUGGUUUUCAAACACCAGUUCGACGAGGAUAAUGACAUCACUGCUCGCACCCCGGGCAAGGCCAGACUCCACUUCUUGCGGCGUGCUCUGCGCCAUUCUCAGUGGGAGGCGUUCAAGAAGCAGGAUCGGCGGGAAGCCCGCAUGGCGCAGCAGGAGAAUGUGAGCUUCCCCGACAAGGCGCUGAAGCAGGUGCACACCUCGUUCAGAGCUGGGGUGAACCCGCACGAGGUGGCAGUGCUCGUUGGGGCAGUGCAUUCGGACGCCAGGAACUUCGCAAAUCAGCAUGGUCAGGAUGACCCGAUGCCGAUGUGCACGCGGUGCGCGGGAGGUGAGGCGGCCACGGUCCACCACGACUUCUGGCGCUGCAUCCACUUCGAGCGCUUCCGCACGGGCAUCGACAUGCCCAUCAGCAGCCUGUCCCGGAGGAUGGCCUGGCCACUCUCCCAGGAUGACGCCGCCCUCCGCUUGUUCAGCAGGAGGCUCAAGAUGAUGGCCGGCAUCCGUGCGGCC
Prorocentrum cordatum is the source of this 4773-nucleotide messenger RNA. NCBI's taxonomy places the organism in Eukaryota, Dinophyceae, Prorocentrales, Prorocentraceae. The record is from the annotation of a GenBank genome assembly.